UAUAAAAUUUUAUUUACUUUCUUAUGUAUCAAUUAUUAUGUGCACCUGAUAUAUUUAUAUUCUGAAAGUUUUUAAUUGUUUAAAAUCAUGUCGGACCAGUACGCUUUGUGUUGGAACAAUUACAAAAAGAAUUUAUCGAGUGGUUUUUAUUCUCUAUAUUCCAAAGGAGAUUUUACAGAUGUAACAUUAUCGGCUGAUGGACAAUUAAUUCAGGCACAUCGAAUUGUUUUAGCUGUUUGUUCGCCGUAUUUUAAGAACUUGUUUGAAAAAACUCCGGCUACUAAUCAUCCUAUAGUUUUUCUUAAAGACAUAUCCUACAAAAACCUCACAGAUUUAAUACAAUUCAUGUACAGCGGUGAGGUCCAUGUUAAACAAGAUGACCUCCCAAGUUUUAUUGCAAUUGCAGAAAGUUUGCAAAUCAAAGGACUUACAGAAUUCGGUGUAAAUGAUAACGAAACCAGUAGUACUACAAAGAAUGGUGAAAACACAUCCAUGAGUAGAUCAGCCAGGGCGAAUAAGAGGGCUUUAAGGAAAGAACUUCCAGAGGAUGAUAUUCCUCUCAAGUAUAGAAAGAGAACUAGUCAUACGAGAAGUACAAGAAAUUCAUCAAAAAAUGAUGAAGACCCAUUAGAAGAUGGUGCUUCAACAAGUCAGAUGAAUUAUGUAGCAGCAAAGUGUGAGCCCGUUUUGGAAGACAGCAACAUGGAUGAUGAUCACUUCGAUACCGGUUUUGAUAAAGAUGAUGAUGACAAUGAAAUCUUUGAAAAUUCAAAUUAUCUGAACACUUCUAACAAUACAAGUACCAAAGAAAAACAAUCAGACACCCCAAACACCGAUUCUGUUACACCAAAGAACAUAACUGGAAUUAACCAAACCGAAUUUUUAAAUCAAUUUAUCAUAUUGAAAACCCCAUUGCAAUUAUUAAUUAAUCCAGUACAAAUCCCAGAAAUAGAAACUAUAGCCAAAAAUCAAGCAGCAAUAAAUUCUGAGAAAGAAAAUGAAGCUUCAAAUAAUUCAAAAGACAAACCAAAGUCAGAUAAAGAAACAGAAGAAGAAAUGAUCAUUUCUAAUGAAGAAAUUGAAGAUGUUUUAGUCUAUACUUUGAGCACCCAUGGGUACCCUCAAUUGAUUCAUCAGGGACAUUGUUUCCAAAGGUACAAAAAUGCAAACGGCAGAGCUUAUUGGAAAUGCAAGCAAUCGAGACAACUGGGCUGUAAGGCUAGACUGAUUACAGAACCUUUGGCUCAAACUUCUGGCAGUAAACCAUCCACAAAAAUUACUGUAACAUCGAAGUAUCACAAUCAUGGAAAGAUAAAAGAUUUUUGGGGCUCAAGAUCAAAACCGAGAUCCAAGUUUAGCAAAGAGAUGGAGAGAGAAAUAAGAGAAGAGCAAGAAUUACAAGACGAGUUAUCAGAAAAGCAAAACAAAUCUGAAACAAAUACUAAUAGUAAAGAAAACACAACAGCUCCAACUAAUAAGUCUGUUGAAACUCCAAACCCAAAUGAUAUUUCCAAAAAUAAUGAUGACAGUGUAAAUAAAGAAGCAACAAAUCCCAAUUUAAGUGAUUCAGGAUUAAAUAAUUUGCAAAACCAAUUCGAAGAGGUUUCCCAAAGAAGUAAUGAUUAUGAAGAUAUCGAUAUGUCUAUAGUAGAUUUAGAAUACUAUGAUUAA
This is a messenger RNA of Ctenocephalides felis (cat flea), 1671 nucleotides long. RefSeq names its product transcriptional regulator Kaiso-like. Lineage: Eukaryota; Metazoa; Arthropoda; Insecta; Siphonaptera; Pulicidae. Gene Ontology annotation, biological process: regulation of transcription by RNA polymerase II. The record is from RefSeq and is a predicted model, not a curated record. Gene Ontology annotation, cellular component: nucleus. Gene Ontology annotation, molecular function: protein binding. The transcript has 8 exons. Bases 88 to 1671 code for a protein of 527 amino acids.